This is a messenger RNA of Diabrotica balteata, 1632 nucleotides long. NCBI's taxonomy places the organism in Eukaryota, Metazoa, Arthropoda, Insecta, Coleoptera, Chrysomelidae. The record is from the annotation of a GenBank genome assembly.
AGGAUAAGUUUCAUAGAUAAAUUUUGUUUGGAUGCGGUUAUCUUUCAUUCUACAUCAUGCUGACUUACUUGUUAUUAGCAGCUAGUAUAGCUCUCUUUUACUACUUUGCUAUAAAACCAAUGAGUUAUUGGAGAAGAAGAGGAGUUAUAUCAGAGGAUGGUUGUUGGCUUUUUGGAAGCCAAUUUAGAUUAAUUUUUAAAUUGGAGAGUGCCUACGAGAUGUUGCAACGAGUCUAUCAACUAGCUCCAAAUGCAAGGUAUAUAGGAAUGUAUGAACUUACAAACCCAAUUUUAAUGAUAAGAGAUCCACAGCUUCUAAAACAAAUCACUGUGAAAGAAUUUGACCAUUUUGCCAAUCAUAGACCCUUUAUACCUGAAGGAGCUGAUCCACUCUGGUCAAAUAAUCUGCUGUCACUUAAAGAUGAACGAUGGAAAGAAAUUAGAUCAGUACUUAGUCCUUCUUUCACUAGCAGCAAGAUGAAGAUGAUGUUCGACCUUAUGACUGAAUGCUCGAACAACCUUGUGCAGCAUUUCUCAAAACUAAAUAAAGAAAUCAUUGAAAUUAAAACAAAAGACGUAACUUCCAGAUUUGCCAAUGAUAUAAUUGCUUCCACAGCGUUCGGAGUCAGUACAGAUUCUUUAAACAAACCCAAUAACGAGUUUUACUCGAUGGCCGGCGAUCUUACCAAUGUUAGCACGUUAUGGAUGAAUUUGAAGUUUGUUGGGUUUCUGUUAGUGCCAAAAUUAUUAACGCUAUUAAACGUCAACUUUUUUUAUGGUCCUGCACGAAUAUUUUUUACUGAUAUUAUAGAAACUACCAUUAAAGAAAGAGAAGAACGGAACAUCAAACGACCAGAUAUGUUAAAUCUUCUACUCCAGGCUAAAAAAGGAAGUAAUGUAACCAUCACCAAUGGAGACAUAACUUCCCAUGCUCUUACUUUCUUCUUUGGUGGCUUCGACUCAGUUUCCAACACGAUGUGUUUCAUCGCUUACGAGUUAGCAACGAACCCAGAUGUUCAAAAGAGACUAAGAGAUGAAAUCAAUCAAGGAUUUAAGGAAAGCAAUGGAAAUUUGACAUAUGAUGUGCUGAUGAAGAUGAAAUAUUUCGACAUGGUUAUUUUAGAGUGUUUAAGAAAAUGGCCUAAUUUUCCGGAGACUGACAGAGAGUGCAGCAAAGAUUUUGUCAUCGAACCGGAAAGUCCAGAUGAGGAACCACUGACGAUCAAAAGUGGGACUUUCCUAUCAUUGCCGGUGAUGUGUUUGCACAAAGACCCCAAAUACUUCCCAGAUCCAGAACGCUUCGAUCCUGAGAGAUUCAGCGACGAGAACAAGGACAGAAUAGAUCCUUACACUUACUUUCCGUUUGGGCUAGGUCCCAGAAUUUGUAUUGGCUCGAGAUUCGCUACACUUGAGAUGAAGGUUUUGUUCGCUCGUUUGCUGCAUCAUUUUGAAAUUGUCCCCGUUGGGAAAACUAAAAUUCCCGUGCAGUUGAAAAAGGGCAGCUUUAAUCUUCAACCUUCUGACGGUAUGCCUUUAGGAUUGAAGCCAAUACAGAAGAUAAUGUGAGAAUGUUCUUGUAUGAAUUUUGAUGUUAUAUAUAUAUUUUUUUAAAUAAAAUAAAAAAACUUUUUUU